GGAAGAAGAGGAGGAGGAGGAGGAGAAAGAGGAGGUGGAGAAGAAGGUGGUGAAGAAGAAGGAGGUGGAGGAGGAGAUCGACGUUCCAAGUCGGAGCAAGGACGAGGACGACGGCGGCGGCUACGCUACGUUAGCAGCCAAGUGUCGCGAAGGUGAAUUAGCGCGAGGGUGGAACACACUUGCGCAAUAAUGGCGGAGGUGGCUACAAAGAAGUCAAUAAGCGUAGUAAGUAACAAGAAGAACGAGGUUUGCGGUGUUCAAUCUAACAACGGUUUGAUCGAAUUGGAUAAUUUAACCGCGAGUAACAAACAACUAAUAUCAUUAUGCGACAACAACGACGACGAGGACGAUCUAGUUUUGACGAACAACACGCGUAACGAGUUAGACACCGAGGAUAAAAGUCUUCAAGAAUUGAUAGAUAGCGAAUUAGCGUUGAGAAUAUGUUCGCCCAAUGAGGAAGAAGUAUUAGAAGACGAGGAGGAGGAGGAGGAGCAAGAGGAGAAGGAGGUAAAGGGGAAGGAGAAUGAUGAUGUUCAGGUUGUUGAAAAAGAUAAUAUCGAGGAAGAAUCUAAUCAACCUGAUGCAGUUAAAAGGAUUGUACUUGAUCGACAGGAGGAUCCAUUUCGUGUUAACACUGAUUUCAUUGUUGCCGAAUUGGAACAUUGCGCUUUAAUAGAAGAACCUUAUGGUUAUCAAAAUGGUCACGUUUCACCGGAAACCCAUGUUAAACCAGAUCAAUUGAAUGAAACUAAAGAUGAAUUAGAGGAGAGAAUAUUUGAGGAUGGUAUCGAAGAUAAUGUUGCUGUCGUACAAAAAACAAAUGUUUGCAUCGAUGAGAUUGAUCGAGGUAAGAUUGACGAACGAAUUAUCGAAAACGAUGAGAAUGAUUUAUUUUUGAAAUCUGGCAAACCUGAUGACGAUCAAUUAGCCGUUACCGAGUCGAACAGAAAUUUCGAAGAUGUCAAAUUGGGAUCAGAUGAGAUUGAAAUUGAAAGUUGUCAAGUUGAAGACAAAUUGUUCUCUCCUAUAUCUUGUAAGGACAAGCAUCAACAGGAAGAGGAAUCAAUUCCAACGAAAUUCUUACUUGAAACGAAUGAAAAAUUAAUCGAAACUGAAAGGGAUGAUAAUCAACGUCAAGAUAAUAAGAAAAGUAUCGAUAUUUCCGAUACUUGGACCGAACAAUUGACACCGGACGUUCAACAAUUUGGCGGACAAUUUUCCGACAAUUUCGACGACGAUGAAACAACAAUCGACAAGAAAUCCGAUAAAGAAUCGUCGUUGAACAAAGAAUCAAAUUCGGAAAUUAUUCGGACGACGGAAUAUUAUCAAAUGACGGAAAAUAAUGAGACGAUGGAAGAAUCAAUGAAUAACGAUGGUUUGAUUAAAAUCGAGGAAAGUCCACAAGACGUUUCUUGUACGCAAUCUAGAAGCUUCGACGACGUGACCUUGAGCCAAUCUGAAACAUCGACCGAUGCCGCGAGUACGCAAGAAUUCAUAGACAUGGAAAGACGCGUAUUGAACGAGGAAUCAUCAUCCACGGAACGUAACAAUCACGAUGAUACGAAACUUAUUACGGAUUCCGAUAAUAUAAAAAAUGACAGUAAUUUGAUUUAUCGCGAUACUGAAGAAGAAUCCGUAGUUAUGAACAACGAGGAUGAUAUUCAAAAUGAAAAUUUAGAAAUUUUAGAUAACGAUAACGUGCAAUGUCAACAAUCCGAAUCUACGAUUUUGGUUGAGAAAACUGAAGUAGUUGUUUCCGAAACUAACGUAACUAUCUUUUCCGAAACUAAUCGUGUCGAAUUAAUGGACACCGUUUCCCAAUCUGAUAAUAAUCAAACCCAUAAAUUCGAUUCGUGGAUGACCGUAGAGGAAGCCACGAGAAUCGAAGAGGAAGAAGAAAAAACUGAUAAGGAAAGACACCACGAAGAGAUACAUACGAUUAUUAAACGAGAGGAUACUAAUGAAACGAACAUAACUGAUAGCGAUAGGUCGACUCAAGACGAUCAUCAUCAUCAUCAUCAUCAUCACCUUGAUUCCUCUCCCCGUGCACCCCUAGCCACUCCGGAUGACGAGACGAGCGAUAUUAUUAACGUGUGCGAUAGCGAAAGUCGCGAGGAGAAGAUAACAACGAGCAGUACGACAACGACAACAACGGUGAUGAGCGGCUCAUCUAAGGGUGCUGCUACUACUACCGGUACUACUACUACUAAUAAAACGAAGAAGAAGAAAAUCGAAGGUGUUGCCGGUAACGAUGCUUGCCCAAAUCUCACUCCGCGUACUAAGAAAACUAAGAAGAGUAAGAAGAGCGAUCUAGAAAAGGAAAACAUUUCUGUGAAAUCGAGUUUCAACAAAUUCGACGCUCUGAGCAAAAAAACGGUCCUCCACGUGCGUUCGGUCGAUGCAGGAAAAGUGCAACAACAAUUAAAUGCCGUGGGCCAAAAUGGCGAGGCGGCAAACCAAAAUUGCCGCAGUUGCAACAAGGUCGUGUUCCAAAUGGAACAAACAAAGGCCGAGGGUCUGGUCUGGCAUAAGAAUUGCUUCCGGUGCGUACAGUGCAGCAAGCAGCUUAACGUCGACAAUUAUGAGAGCCAUGAGAGUACUCUUUACUGUAAACCCCACUUCAAGGAACUUUUCCAACCUAAACCGGUCGAAGAGUCUGACCAACCUGUGCGACCUCGAAAACCGGAGCUGAUCAUACGUGAGAACGAACCUAAAGAGCUGCCGCCUGAUGUGGUCAGAGCAUCCGACAAACCGGAUCUUGGAUUGGAAGAGUUGUCAAGUUUGAACGUAAAGUCUCGUUUCCAAGUGUUCGAAAAAGCUGGUACGGAAAAUACAAACGAGAUAGAAAAAUCACCCUCUCAGAUAGCCGUGAAAAGAUCACCGAGUAUUCUCAGCAAACUUGCCAAGUUUCAAGCAAAAGGCAUGGACAUCGGGGUCGCGGACGAAUCUCUUAAUGGAAUACCAUACGAAGAAUCCAGCGAGAGCGAGGAGGAAGAUGCUACAGAAGAAAUUGAAGAGAUUGAUACAGAAAUCGUGAAAGCGAAACGUACUACUCGCGAACGUCCGAUAAGUUUCUCCAAAAUGGAUGAUAUUAAAAAUCGAUGGGAAAGUACCAGUCAACAAGGAAGACGCGAGGUUCAACGUGAAGCUAGGAAGGAAGAAAUUGCUGGAAUACGUUCCAGACUUUUUAUGGGCAAACAAGGUAAAAUGAAGGAAAUGUACCAGCAAGCGGUUGCCGGAAGUGAACGGGUAACGAAGAUAAACGCCGCGGAAGAAAUUCAACAUUCGACCCACGCUCGUUCUAUCAAAGAAAGAUUCGAAAGAGGGGAACCUAUCGCAGCAUCGGACGAUGAAACUGACAACACAAAACCAAAACCGGAGAAGGCCGAUGAAGAGGUCAUCGCUGCGGGUAUCAGCCGAAAAUCACGAUCACUUUUCUUAGAACUCGAUGCUUCAGCAGCAAAAACUGGACGCCCUGUAACUCCGGUUAAUCCAAAACCAUCGGCUGACACACCUAGACGUGCACGUGACGCGUUUAUGGUUCGUCAAGUAUCGGACGACGUCAUAAGAAGUUCAGACACAACCGAGGAGGUUCACGUCGAGACGUCGGAUAUUUCGAACAAGUUCAAAUUUUUCGAGUCGUACAAGGAGCCAGAGAAACAACGGAAGCAAUUUCGAAUUACACCACCACGUGAUGGCCAAGUCAAGAUGGAUUCGCCGGAGCGUGAAAUCUAUCGUGAUCCUGAUGUUGUAAGGGCCGAUGAUAGGGUAGACGAAGUAGUACACACAGACACAGCGAGAAAGAUGCUCUCAAUCUUCCGGCAGAUGGAAGAGAAUGCGUGCAAAGAGGAAUUGCCGGAGGGCCCGAAACCUUUGAAACGUUUCACGCCACCACCUGAGGACAAGUUUGCGAAACAAACCGCCUCUGAUUCCGAGGAAGAAGAAGAAGAGGAAGGUGAGGAAUCCGAAGCUGACGAAAGCGCCGAAGAAAGAGAUCCGAAUUAUGUCAGAGCCUCCGAUAAGGUUGAAGAUGAAUUUUUAAAACAGGCACAAAAUGCCGCGCGCGCCAAAACAUUGCGCGCGAAAUUCGAACACUGGGAAGAGACGGAUGGUAAACCGAGUAAUCAUAACAUCGCCGAAAUGGAAAUUGCUCAAAGUACGGGCGAUCAAUCAAGCAUAGAAUCUGCGAGCAGUCUCAGAGCUCGUUUUGAGUCACUCGGAUCACAGACCAAUGAGUCUCCACGUGCGCCAAAAAUUAAAGUUAAUCGAUUUGUGGAAAUACAAGCAAGUUGCACAGACGUAUGCGAGAGUUGCGAGAAGAAGGUAUAUCCACUUGAGAAGGUCGAAACAAAUAACAAAAUUUUUCACAAACAGUGCUUCCGGUGUCUUCAAUGCAAUUGCGUUUUAAGGAUGGACACAUUUACGUUAAACAACGGUAAACUAUACUGCAUCCCACACUUCAAACAACUUUUCAUAACGCGAGGCAAUUAUGAUGAAGGUUUUGGCGUAGAUCCACACAAGAACAAAUGGGCGACGAGCAGUACGAAUCAAGCUAACGUAUCACCAAUCGCAGUGUCCAACGGUGACCUCUGAUUGGUUAUUGGUUCUCCCUCCACCUAAUUGGACCCUCCUCCUCCUUCUCCUCGUCCAAUAAUCCUCGCGCAUCGCGAUAAAACAUUAUAUAUUUACAUAUAUUCGAAUAUUUUGUAAAUCCUUUGUUUUUUUCUUUUCUUUU
Molecule: messenger RNA, 4735 nt
Organism: Polistes canadensis
Lineage: Eukaryota; Metazoa; Arthropoda; Insecta; Hymenoptera; Vespidae
Exons: 16
Coding region: 190-4593 (1467 amino acids)
Biological process (GO): actin filament bundle assembly
Cellular component (GO): plasma membrane; actin cytoskeleton
Molecular function (GO): actin filament binding
Source: RefSeq, a predicted model, not a curated record